Molecule: messenger RNA, 788 nt
Organism: Cygnus olor (mute swan)
Lineage: Eukaryota; Metazoa; Chordata; Aves; Anseriformes; Anatidae
Gene: MIEN1
Product: migration and invasion enhancer 1
Biological process (GO): positive regulation of filopodium assembly; negative regulation of apoptotic process
Source: RefSeq, a predicted model, not a curated record
GUGGGGGCGCCCCGCAUGGACGCCCCGUGGGGACCCCCCCGGAGCCCCCGCGGGGGUGGCGGCACCCGCGGUCCUCCGGCCACCAGGGGGAGCAGACGAGAGGGCGGCGCAGAGCGGCCGGAAGUGCCGGCGCACGUGGCCGCACCCGGAAGCGGCAGCGGGCGGGCGGCGAUGAGCGGCGGGGCAGGGGCGGCGGCGGCGGCCGGGGCCGGGGCCGGGGCCAGCUCCGGUUCCGGUUCCGGUUCCGAGCGGCGGGUCCGCAUCGUGGUGGAGUACUGCGAGCCCUGCGGCUUCGAGCCCACGUACCAGGAGCUGGCGAGCGCCGUGAAGGAGGAGUACCCCGACAUCGAGAUCGAGUCCCGCCUGGGGGGCACCGGUGCCUUUGAGAUCGAGAUCAACGGGCAGCUGGUCUUCUCCAAGCUGGAGAACGGAGGCUUUCCCUACGAGAAGGACCUGAUCGAGGCGAUCCGCAGAGCCCGCGAUGGGGAGCCCCUGGAGAAGAUCACCAACAGCCGCCCCCCCUGCGUCAUCCUGUAGCCCUGCGCCCGCCGGGGGGGUGUCGCUCCACCCCCCCCCCCCCCACGCCGCGUUAACCGGACGGCUCCCGUCCCCUCGGCGCCCCCCGUGCCUCGCUGGCCCCCUCCUUCGUUAGCUUCCUGCGCCGUCGGGGGGAACGGGGGAGCGUAAGGAGCGCCCCGGGGGGGGCCAUCACGGCAGCGGUGCCACCAGGAGCGCCCCGGGGGGGGCCACCACGGCACCGGUGCCACCAGGAGCGCCCCGGGGGGGGC